AUGGAGCGCAUGGUACACUCGCGGCUAACCUGGUACUUUGAAACUGUGAGCUACUUCCCUGAGGCCACGGCAGGGUUCAGACAAGGGAGGUCGUCCAUCGACAACGUGAUCGACCUGGUAUCCAGUGUCCAAGAAGAACAGUCGGAAGCACGUUUUACUGUUGCCGUCUUUUUGGAUGUCAUGAAGGCGUAUGAUAGCGUUCUCCACAGUGUCGUUGUUGCUACCCUGCAAGAGUCGGGAGUGGGAGCUCGAAUGGUUUCUUGGGUCCGUGACUUUCUGUCCGGCCGGACGCUGUUCGUCCGUACUGCAUCAGGAGAUACGCCAGCUUUUCCCGUCUCCCGUGGAGUGCCACAAGGUAGUGUACUGAGUCCGCUGCUGUUCAAUCUGAUUAUGGCAUCACUCCCGGCGUGCCUCUCUGAGCAUAUCCGCAUCACAAUCUAUGCCGACGACAUCUGCAUAUGGACAUCCGGAGUCCGACGGGACGCCAUUCAACAACGCUUACAAGGCGCUCUCAACACCACCGCGUCUUACCUUGCCGACCGAGGACUCUGUGUAUCCCCUAGCAAGACAGCCGCCAUGGCGUUUACUCGGCGGCCCUUCACCAGCUACCCUCUCCAUGUUGCCGGAACCCCGCUUCAAUUUGUGACGCACUGCAAGUACCUUGGCGUGAUUAUUGACAGACAGCUCUCGUGGUCUAAGCACAUAAAGGACCUCUCCGUCAAGACGAGCAGAUCAGUGAACGUCCUACGCCGCAUCUCCGGAGCGUCUUGGGGCUCCACCUGUCGCGAUCUUCGCCAAAUUCACAGCUCCCUCGUGCUCGGCUUCCUGCGGUACAGCAUCCCAGUGCUGCACGGCCUGCGCACGACUCACGAGCGGGAACUCCUGAACAUACAGUCUCGCAGCCUUCGCGCAUGCCUGGGCUUACCCAUGACAACGGAAACUUAUUCGGUACUUGCAGAGGCCAGGGAACCACUUGUUACCACCCUGCGAGAUAGAGAGACCCUCCGCAUUUACACGCGGCUAAUGACUCGGCACCCUUUCCACUACCUCAGGACCAUUGACCACGACAGCCCCGCGUCUGCCUUUGGUAGCGCAGUGCGCCGUCUGAAGGGUGUUGUCCCACCUCCCACAUCUCACGUAUCGUAUGCUACCCCAACAUGGGCUCUCGACCAACCUCCCAUAUGCACAUUUAUCCAUGGCCUCGGGAAAAAAAGCGACACGCCAGCGCCUGUAGCACAUCAACUUGGCCUGGAACACCUAGCCUCGCUGCACCACGGAAGGCAGACCGUCUAUACUGAUGGGUCUGUGAUACCUGGUGGAGCAGCUGCAGCCUUUUAUGUGCCCCACGAAGAUUUUGAGAAAGCGUACAAGCUCCCCAACGAGACGUCCUCCACGGAAGCAGAGCUAUUCGCAAUCAAUAUGGCCCUUCAGCACAUCUCGUCCUCCCCACCUGCAGAGUGGACGAUCCUCACCGACAGCAAGCCAGCCCUGGAGAUCCUGAGUUCUCACGCCACCAAAAUCAUCAGCGACAUCCAAACGGCUAUCAUCGCCGCAUGCGACUCUCUUUGCGCCGCUGGCCACGGUGUGCGGCUACAGUGGGUUCCCAGCCACAUAGGCCUCAGUGGGAACUCCCGAGCGGACGCCGCCGCGAGGCGUGCCCACCAAGACGUCGGCCCGCCAGCUAGUAUGCCUCUUACAUCGUCCGCCUGUCUUAUAAAGAUCCGCGAGUGGUGUGCCUCCGAAAUGCGUCGCUCUGUCGAAGACGCUGUACGCUCCAAUGCGUAUAUCCAGUCCAUUGACCCGACAAUGCAAUUCGCUCCAUACCAGCAGCUCGUCCGCGCAGAAGAAACGCUGCUGCAUCGGCUCCGACUCAACGUCGCAUAUACACCGCAAUACUUGUGCAGGGUCGGAAAGCGUCGCUCAGCUAGCUGCGCUACCUGUGGCGCAGUAGCAGACGUUGAGCACCUCCUACUAACCUGCUCGGAGUACUCUGCAGCCCGCGCUGUCCUCGCCAAUCGCCUCCAACGCCUGGGACACGGCUCGCUCUCACUGGCCGUGCUUCUCGGCUCCGUCGCACGCCAACAGCAGGGAGCCGUUACAAGGGCUCUCCUGCAAUACCUACAGGACACCCAACUGAGUGUUACGUUGUAA
Ornithodoros turicata is the source of this 2151-nucleotide messenger RNA. RefSeq lists its product as uncharacterized. NCBI's taxonomy places the organism in Eukaryota, Metazoa, Arthropoda, Arachnida, Ixodida, Argasidae. The record is from RefSeq and is a predicted model, not a curated record. Bases 1 to 2151 code for a protein of 716 amino acids. Gene Ontology annotation, molecular function: RNA-DNA hybrid ribonuclease activity; nucleic acid binding. The transcript has a single exon.